Messenger RNA from Tigriopus californicus, 1989 nucleotides. RefSeq lists its product as uncharacterized. Lineage: Eukaryota; Metazoa; Arthropoda; Copepoda; Harpacticoida; Harpacticidae. Bases 10 to 1578 code for a protein of 522 amino acids. The record is from RefSeq and is a predicted model, not a curated record. The transcript has 3 exons.
CAGGAAACCAUGACGUCCCCGACCACGAGCACGUCCGUGGCCGUUCCUCCCAAGUACGAGUAUCUCAAGUCCCUGAGCGACAUUCAGAGCAUACGUGACCUGAGCGAAGACGCCGUGCGCGACAUCUUGCGCCAGCACACGUGCGAUCAUGGCCUGGAAGUGCUGGAAAUGGGCGCCAUCGAGGACAUGUCCGGCUUGAACGAUGCCUUCAACUCCACGAUUUGUGCCCUUCGCAUCAAGGCCAAAUUCAGUGCAUUUAGUAAACCCGCAGCAGCAGCCACAACCAAAACGACGACGAGCAACUCAGGCGAUUCCAGCGGAAGCGACAUGAUGCCCAAGGUGGUUCAAGACAGUGCAAACCAGGAAAAGACAGAGGAAGAGUUUCAUUUCGUUAUCAAAUCCCCGCCCAAGAUGUCCUUCAUUCGACAAGUGCACAAACUCUCGCGGCCGUUCUUCAACGAGGUGUCUUGGUACUUGGAUCUUGUUCCUCAAUUGGAUAUCGUGUUCGGCAAAGGCUCAAUCGAUCGCAUUCUGCCCACCUGUUACCACGCCUACUCGUCUUACUAUGCCAAUGAUAUGGGCGAGGGCUCGUGUUGCAUCAAGUCGUGUCCCUGGUUCUGUUGGUUACCAUGUCGACGAUCCGAACAGGGUGUCCUCAUUUUGGAGAAUGUCAAGAAAAUGUCCCAAAGUUUCGAAAUGUAUGACAAGCGCAAGCCACUCCCCCUGAAUCACAUCCGACUCAUCUUCGCGGAGUUGGCCCAUUUCCACGGGAAGUGGCUGGUCUGGAUCCAGAAGUGCAAAACCGGAGCCCUCAAAACCGAGAACAACACCAAGGUCGAGCCCAUCUCGUUCAACACGUUCAAGGCCACCUACAACACGCAGAAACGCAUCCCCAAGUUGCUCUACCAGCAGCUCAAGAACGUGGCCAAAAAGACCGUGAUCAAGAUGUUGCACAAACAGGGCGAGGAGCAGGAGCGCGAGUACAUUGCCAAAUGCGAAGCGUUCUUCAACCGCUCGGCCAUGCGCAUGUUGAACGAGUACAUGGACAAGGCGCCCACGGAUGUGUUCACGUUGUGCCACGGAGACUUCUGGUCCAACAACAUCAUGUUCUCCUACCCACCCGAGGACCAGGCCAAAGCCAAGCCCAACCAGCUGAUCAUCAUCGACUACCAACUCAUUAACUACGGCCAUCCGGCUUACGACCUCGUCUACUUCACAUACUUAAACACGGACCUCGAGUUCCGAGAUGCCCACCUCAAGGAGGUGCUCAAGGAAUACUACGACAUCUAUCACUCUUACUUGAUGCGAGCCUACCCGGACAUGAAGUACUCGUUCGAGGACUUCAUUGGCGAUUUUCACUACCACAAACCUGUGGGAUUCACCACGGCGUGCUCGGUGAUGCCCAAUGUGAUGUCCACCACCCAACUGGACUUGGAAACGGCAGGCAUUUGCGCUCUCCGGGAACUUCAACAGAAGCAGGAACAAGAGCUGAACGACGACACGAAUCCCUCCAGUCUCGAGAUCCGUCGCAGGAUCGUGCAAAUGGUCCACGAAAUGGCGCGUGACGGCGUUAUUUAGACAGAACUAAUGGAACAGGAAAGAAAAGACAAGGAUUUUUUUAUUAUUAUUACCCAUCCUCCCAGCCCCUCCCUAUCUCCCCAUAACAUUAAAACAUCAUAGCUAGCAUUCUCCGUUCUCAUUUUCUCUUGUACUACUUCUCAUAUUAUGUCUCUCUGAAUGACAGACGUUUAAGGUUGGGAAAUAUUGGUUGGUGAUUCACGCAACCUUCAGAUUGAAAUUAAUAUUUUUUUUCUCUUCCCUAUAUGCCCUCUCCCUCUGUCCUAAGUCGACUUGUCGACGUCUUGUGUCUGUGUCCUAUGAUGAUAUCAAAGAGAUUAUUUAUUUGUGUUAGCGGAUAAAGAACUGUGGACAGAAUCCUGAUGUUUCCGGACGUUUGCAUUGUGAAUAUUUCACUUCUAUAACAAUGUU